AUGUUGACCAACGAAACAGAAGAGUUCUUCCCCCCUCCGUUCACUUCACAUGAAGCGUUUUUGGUCUACAUAAAAGUUCGUGAUGGACAGACAACAGCCGUCCCGUACAUCUGUGGAAUCGGAUUCGUGACAAACCUGGUAUCGUUGAUUGUAUUCGUACAACCUAACCUCAGACGAUCCUCAUGUGGCGUCUACCUGGCGUCUAAAUCCGUGUCUGACCUAGUUUUUCUGCUGACUGUGUUGAUCGUCUGGUUGACCCGAGUGGACAUCAAGAUAUUUUUCACUUCCGGUGUGUGCCAGACUGUCAUCUUCUGCUCCUACUUAUCCUCCUUCGUGUCUAUCUGGCUGGCUGUCGUGCUGACUGUUGAAAACCUGCUCUGUGUCGUCAAACCCUGGUUCGUCAAAAGAUCAUGUAACGCCAUUUCCGCUUUGGUCCUCACCGCAUCCAUACUUAUAUUUGGAAUCGGGAUUUACCAAUUUUCUAUAUGGAACAACGGAAUCGGGAAUUUUUACGAAAAACCGCAAGAAACAGCGACAUCUAUGAAAGCCACGGAAGGAAAUUUGUCUCAGGUUUUUGAUCAACAUUCUCUUCAAAGCGACAAAUUCUCGACCAUUAACCAAACACUUUUCUUAAACACUGAGUUUGAUAUAUCUAACUUUACCAAUACAACCAACACCACAGAGGAGCUUUAUCAAGCGAUAUGUACCCAUUUUGAAAUCUACGCUGAUAUUAUUCUAACUAUGACAUACAUUGAUACGUUAAUAACCAUUGUUGUCCCUAUUGUUAUUCUUGCUGUAACUAACGCCGCCAUCGCCAUCAUCGCCUGCCGCACCUCCAGAAGAACGAGAGCACGCACCAGAGCGUCCACCAGCACACAGGGAUCAACUGGUGCUCCAUUGGUCAAGUCCCGUUCAUCGGCCGCAGCCAUGGAAACUAAAGCUUGUAAAUUUUUGUUUAUGGUAUCCAUGACGAUCCUCAUUUUCCACACACCAAGUCACGUGAUACGACUGACGACGCUCUUCUCCUUUGGAUGGCUGGAGGUCGUCCUUCAGAGACUCUUCGAGACGUUGCUCUACCUUCAUUACGUCAUCAACUUUUUUGUUUACAUUAUCUUUGGCGAUAACUUCAGACAGGUUUUUAUCUCACUUUGUAAGGGUAAAAUAAGGUAA
This is a messenger RNA of Physella acuta, 1170 nucleotides long. RefSeq names its product C-C chemokine receptor type 5-like. Gene Ontology annotation, biological process: G protein-coupled receptor signaling pathway. The record is from RefSeq and is a predicted model, not a curated record. Gene Ontology annotation, cellular component: membrane. Lineage: Eukaryota; Metazoa; Mollusca; Gastropoda; Physidae. Gene Ontology annotation, molecular function: G protein-coupled receptor activity.